Molecule: messenger RNA, 1437 nt
Organism: Lodderomyces parapsilosis
Lineage: Eukaryota; Fungi; Ascomycota; Pichiomycetes; Serinales; Debaryomycetaceae
Gene: ISN1
Product: IMP 5'-nucleotidase
Exons: 1
Coding region: 1-1437 (478 amino acids)
Biological process (GO): nicotinamide riboside biosynthetic process; nucleotide metabolic process; nicotinic acid riboside biosynthetic process
Molecular function (GO): magnesium ion binding
Source: RefSeq, a predicted model, not a curated record
AUGACAUCAAGAUAUAGAGUUGAAUACGCCCUUAAGUCUCAUCGUAGAGAUGAAUUCAUUGAAUGGAUCAAGGCUCUACUUGCUUGCCCAUUUGUGUUGCAUGCAGAUAUUGAGAGUUUUGAUACUGAAUUCCCUGAGUUGUACAAUCUUCCAGAGGAUUCGGAGAGAUAUUACAAAAACCAUGAAUUCAAAAUCGCUCAAGAUUGCCAAAAUCGUUAUUUGCAGAUCUUUAAAGAUGUGGAAACGUUAAUUGAUCACACUCGAGUCAUUGAUAAGUUGAAUGAUCAAGAUCCAACUCGGAAUGCAACAAGUCGUUUGAGAAAUUUAGUUCCUUCUUUGGGGAGGUUUUUCACUCGAUUACCCUUGGCUGAAGCGUUUUUAGUAGAGGAUAAAAGAAGGGCCAUAAGUAAGAGGAGAUUAGUCAGCCCUUCCUUUAAUGAUGUGCGUAUGAUUUUGAAUACAGCACAGAUCAUGGCAUUGACCAAUAUAAACCACAACAAAACCGAUAGUCACAUCAAGUUGAUUACAUUUGAUGGAGAUGUUACGUUGUACGAAGAUGGACAGUCUUUGGAUGAGUCAAGUGCCGUGGUUAAACGGUUGGUGACAUUGCUACAAUUGGAUUUAUUUGUUGGUGUUGUUACCGCCGCUGGAUAUCCAUCACAAGCUGGUGCUGACAAAUACUACGAACGUUUGAAGGGUUUGAUUAAUUAUUUGAACCAUAAUGAUUGUAUAUUGACACCACAUCAACGAGAAAACUUACUUGUUAUGGGAGCAGAAUCAAACUAUUUGUUCCGAUACAAUAACGAAAUGAAAGGGUUGAAAUUCAUUGACAGUGAUGACUGGUUAUUACCAGAAGUCAAGAAUUGGGAUAUUAACAAAAUCGAUUACAUAAUGCACACCAUUCACGAUCAUUUACAACAUCUUCGUAUGAAGUUUAACCUUGAAAGUACAACUUCAAUAAUUAAAAAGGAACGAUCAGUGGGUAUCAUCCCAAAUGCUGGAUGCAAGAUUUUACGUGAGCAGUUGGAGGAAAUGGUUCUUUCUUGCUCGAAUAAGUUGAGCAUUAUUUUACAAACUAUUUCAAAGACCAAGUCAGAUCUCGCAGAACUGACAGAGGUUAAAGUAGCACCCGAUAAAUCGCCAAGAUCACUUGCUUUGAGCGAAAUCAAAGUGUGCGCAUUCAAUGGAGGUAGUGAUGUUUGGGUCGAUAUUGGUGAUAAGGCACUUGGUGUAGAAUCGUUGCAGAAAUAUAUUUGUCAGCUGGGUGACUUGGAUGUAUGCCCCAUCACGAAAUCUGAGAGUUUGCACAUUGGUGAUCAAUUUGCGAGUUUGGGUGCUAAUGAUUUCAAAGCUAGAUUGAGUGCAUGUACUGUUUGGAUUGCGAAUCCAGCUGAAACAGUUGCAAUUUUGGAUGAUUUAAUUUCAUUUAUGAAGUAG